UACGCCGCGCCGCAACCAACAGCCAAUACGGUUGCCGUCAGCUGAAGAAUUUAGCCAGGAAAGAAGUGGAAGAAGAAGAAGAAGAAGCUGCCAAUGCCAAGGGCCAGGAAAGAAGUUUUUAGUUUGGUUUAGUUUAGUUGCACGUGCCUUUACCACACGCCGAUUUGAUGGAAAAUCCGUGAAAUCACCGGUCAGCUGAACAGACAUUCACCAAAUCUAAUUUGUCCCCACGUUCGACAGUAACCCCUCUCUCUCUCCCCCCUAAACCCCACCGCCCUGGUUUCAUACUCUCUCGCUUUUAGUUUUAGGUUUCCUCUUAAACCCCACCUGUUCCUCUUUUUUUUUUUUUUUGCUCUAUUUUUUCUUGCUGUUUUCAUGUUUCUCAUUCGGAGAGAACCAAAACGACGCUUCCGGGAGAGAAAUCGUGCGAAGAGGAAGUAGAGAAAAAGAAAGGGAGAGGUUGGUUGAGCUCCAAGGAGAUGGGGGCACUUGCUUCAAUCGUCUCCUGUUGGAUACCUGAAGAUGACCUUUUGUUGAAGAACGCUAUUGAGGCUGGUGCUUCUUUGGAAUCUCUUGCCAAGGGUGCAGUGCAAUUCUCUAGAAAAUUCACUGUUCGAGAACUACAAGAACGAUGGCAUUCUCUCCUUUAUGAUCCAGUUGUUUCUGAGGAGGCUUCAUCUCGCAUGAUUGAGUUUGAACGUUCUGCUUCUACCCUGUCUUUGAGAUUUGGCAGAACAGGAAAUCCAAAAGAUAAUAGAAGCUUGUCUGGGAAGAGAAAGUCUGAGAGUGUACGUAGCUGUUACUAUGCAUUGCGUAAAAGAAUUCGGAAUGAGCCCUUUAACUCAAUGGAUCUGAGUUUUCUUAUUGCACCUAAUGAUGGAAACUAUGUUGGGAUUGAAGAUGAGCCCAUACCUGGUAAUUACAUGCUUGGAAAUCCAGUCCCAGAUCAUUUUGGAAUUCAAGAAACAAAUAUGAAUAUUAUGCACUGUUCUUUUCCGCAAAUAUUAGGAGAUGGUGGUGCUGCAACCAGGGAUGGGUGCACAACGGAUGGCUUUCAGACAACCAUUCAUAAGCAAGAUGAUGAUGGUUUUCCUGCAGAGCCAGUUAAUAUACAUAAGGAAAUUCCUCAUAUACUCGGAGAGAAUCAGUUUCUUGUUGAGAGUGGCUCUGGCUUUGAGGAAUUGCAUCAACCCAAGGAAUUGCCUGUGCACAGGUUGUUUGAGGCUAAUGAUUUAAUGGUAAAACCUUCAUCUGCAUUUGACCAAAUUAACAAUGACCCAGAGAAUAUCCUCUCUGAGUUUGAGGGUAACCAGGUCUUCAACUCACCAAUUGUGGAGUGUGGGUUGUCAAUCUGGAGAACUGACGAUGGCUUGUCUGCAUCUGCUAUUCCCGCUGGUGAUGGUCAUGGGGAAAAAGACCUGCAUGCAGGUGAUAUCUAUGCACUUCCUGGUGAUGAUGUUGCUAAAAGCAAUCAUGUAUCAGGACAUGAUGUUGUUGAUACAGGAUCCCAGUUGGAAUCAGCAAUACCAUGUGAGGAGUUGGAAAAUCAAACGACUAAUACAGAAGGUUACUUGGUGGAAAUAACCAAUACCCUUAUGAAUGAUGAACCCUUUUUCAUGGAUGUCGAUGCAAAAGAUGUGAUUGAUAAGUCUUACUUUGAUGGUCUGAGCUCACUUUUGGCAAGUUCUCCAACUAAUGGUGAUCAAGAUCAGAUGCCUGAUUUAACAGAACCGACAGAAACUCAAGAUAAUCUUGCAAAAGUGUCUUGUUCACGUCUUGGAGAAUUGGAUGAAGUUGCAGGAUCUUGCACUGCUGAUGGGCCUGUGUCUCGCAAUUCAGAGGUCCUGAUGCUUUCUUCUGCAUCAACUUCAGAUGGUCAGUUCCCUGAACUGACUAAUGGCAUCAUUUGUUGCACAGUAAACACUGAGGACCCAGAAAUUCCAUGCAACGAAGAUGUUGUCUUCGCCAAACAGCUGUGCCCAUUGGUAGUUUCCGCAACACGACAGAAUUUCAAAGAAGCCAGCAAUCCAUUAUCUGCAUGUGCGAAGGAUUUUUCUGGGGGUCAGAAAACUAGUGAGGGAGGUUCCCUCCUUGGCCAGAGAGAUCAGAAAGAUCUAGGGCAAUCUCAUGGGUCUUCUCAAAUGAAAGCAUCAAAGAUGAUAGCAGAAAUGGGCCAACUCCAUCCAGUUAGUGAUUGCAGAGUUAAAUGCAAGGAUUCCCCAUGUGUAGCACCCAGAAGUGACGGUUUUCUAGCCAAUAAUUCAGCUCAAAUUAAUUCCAUAAAUGUUAGUGAAGGCACUCUCCCACCUACACUGACAAAGGAAAAGAGUGAAGAAUUUGUACUGGGAAAGCAUCGGAAUCAUAGUUCAGUUGAUUCUUUAAUAGAGAAACCAGCUCUUUGUUCUGAUAGCCACAACAGCUAUCCACUUGUGAAUUCUUCUGCCAUUAAACAAGAAGUGGAUCCUCCAGAAAUGACUAGAGAUCACCAAGCUUCAAGUGCAGAGGUGGGAUCCAUGGAUAUUAUUUCUCCAGAACCAGUUGUCGAUCCUCCACCACCAGAUCUGGAAGAGUUAGUGAUUGAAAGUGAUGAUGAUGUUCCUUGUUUCUCAGAUACUGAGGCAAUGAUCCUUGAUAUGGACUUGGAUCCAGAUGACCAAGAUUUGUGUGAUCAGGAAGUUGCUAGAUAUCGGCAUGAGGUCACCAAAAGAGCAAUUAUAAGGCUGGAGCAGGGUUCCCAUUCUUAUAUGCAAAGGGCCAUCGCAUCGCAUGGAGCCUUUGCCAUUUUAUACAGCCGCCAUUCCAAACAUUAUAUUAAGAAACCUGAGAUUUUACUUGGUAGAACAACAGAAGAUUUUGUUGUUGACAUUGACUUGGGAAGAGAAGGGUGCGCUAAUAAAGUAUCACGGCGGCAGGCAAUUAUCAACUUGGAAGAAGAUGGAUCUUUCCAUCUUAAAAAUCUCGGCAGGUGUUCAGUAUCGAUAAAUAGCAAGGAAGUAGCUCCUGGACAGAGCCUGAUCCUUAAUUCCAGUUGUUUAAUUGAGAUAAGGGGGAUGCCCUUCAUCUUCGAGACAAACCAAACUCGUGUGAAGCAAUAUCUGAAUAGUGCCACAAAGAAAUGUUAGAAACUCAGGAACCCCAUGUUCAAUAUGAGGACUCUGUCAGGAGUUGCUCCUUGACACUCGCACUUUAUGGGGGACUGGCGGAUUUACCACUGGGGCAAUUGCUCCCACUAACAUCAGAAAACAAAAAAAACACUUUCUGUAGUGUAUAUGUCAUUACAACAAGUUUAAGAAAAAUUUUACUAAUUUCUUUUGUCUUCCCAUUGAAAUUCAGCUGGUAUCUCACUUAAAUCACUUUACACUGUGCUAAAGAAGAUAUAUAAACCUGGUAAUUAUUUUGUC
This is a messenger RNA of Theobroma cacao (cacao), 3401 nucleotides long. RefSeq lists its product as uncharacterized. Gene Ontology annotation, biological process: positive regulation of transcription by RNA polymerase II. NCBI's taxonomy places the organism in Eukaryota, Viridiplantae, Streptophyta, Magnoliopsida, Malvales, Malvaceae. Gene Ontology annotation, molecular function: G-quadruplex RNA binding; protein binding. Gene Ontology annotation, cellular component: Ino80 complex; NSL complex; MLL1 complex. The record is from RefSeq and is a predicted model, not a curated record.